Messenger RNA from Pocillopora meandrina, 16264 nucleotides. The record is from the annotation of a GenBank genome assembly. NCBI's taxonomy places the organism in Eukaryota, Metazoa, Cnidaria, Anthozoa, Scleractinia, Pocilloporidae.
AUGUUUGGAGCCACUUCCAGCACAUGCCUGAAUAUGUUUUUACAACCAAGAAAUGGAAUUUUUCAGAUGCCUGACCCAGCUGGAUGGGUGCAGGGUGAGUGGUCAUACCAUAGCAACCUGAUUUUGAAUAAAUUGAGUGUUUGUUUGUUUUGUUUUGCUUUUUUUCUCUCACUGUUAAAAUCAUUUUAAAGACUAUAGUAAGUAUAGGUUAACGCAGUUGCCAUGGGCCAGUAUUAGUUUAUGAACAAAUUUUAAUAAUUAAGCUUACAUAACGUAGCCUCAUAACUAUACAAAAUAGUAGUAGUAACCCAUCAAGCCAGAAAAAUUUGGAUGUAUAACCAUAUGACCAUACAAGGUGCUAAUUUUAACAUGCGUGGUCAACCGUACUGCAGGCAUGCCAAUGCCACAGCUUUGUUCAGUAGUCCAGUGGUCAGAGCACUGGGCUCCAAGUCAGACAACCCAGGUUCUAGUCCUGGCCGGGGCAAGGCGUUGUGCCCUUGAGACAUGCAGGAAAAAAAAAAAUGUGAGCUCUGCUUUUAGGCUUGGCUAAAUCUAUAUAUUAUUGGUUAUAUGGAAUUCAACAUACAGUUUAAACGACUAGGAGCAAAUAAAUGUAUGGUCAGUAGCAUUUUGAGGCAUUUGGUUUGUGUCUCAGCCAGUAUUUGUUGUGUUCCGCAGAGUUUGCAACAGUACUGCUGUGGAUGUUAGGACCUUGGGACCAUCCUCAUCCAGCAGUAUACCUUAUCAGUGCAUGCAUUGUUCCACCAUGUGCCCGUGUUGUGUUUGCUGUUCUAUAGCAUGGGAUUAUUGUCCUUGAGGAUGGUGUUUCUUGGUGUUUCCUCCCCUCAAACCUAACUGCUGGGUUUCUUUUGGCACUUGGGUAGGCCUGCAGUUGGGUUUUCUAGCUCCUUGAAGUGUGACUGUAGUUGCAGCUCCUGGGCCUCCAGUAGCCUCCAUUUGUGAUUUUGUGUGAACUUGAUAUUAAGUUAUUUAUUUGGAAUAUUUAGACAGGCUGGCUCAGUUUGGCUUUUAAAAGCAGGUUUAAAAGUGGGCCUCUAUAAAUGAUAACAAUGAUCACACUGGGAGCCACAUUCGUUAUUCUUUGUUGAAGUCUGUGAGUUGUUUUUCUAAUUAACUCUCAAGAUCUGAUUAUUAAUUAAUUCUCCCACUAGCUGCCAUACAUUUGCAUAUUCAUCAGUUAUGAGAACUUUUUUAUUAGAUCAAGAAAACAUUCUCUACCUGAUUAGUUUGAGUAUUCUCAUUGCCUGUUUGCUGGAUAAUCUAAGGGUAUUAUAGGGAGAAGUUACCUUCUAAUCAUUUCUGGGAGUUAAAGGGUUAAUGUCCCCUGCUUAUAACCAGCACAGAGAAGAUGAAGGAGAGUAUGGGGCCUAUGGUUUAUCAUCCUUAACCAAGAAGACUUAUAGAACAUCUAACCAUUUGCAGAUGUUGUAUCAAAGGUAGCACAUCCUCCUCAGUUAUUUUAAGACCCUGAGUGUUGUUGUGGUCUGGGACUUGAACCCUCAACUACCAACACAGUCAUACCACCUUCAUGAUGUAAAAAGAAAUGACAAGGGUACAUCCAAACCACUUGCUAGAUACUUUAAUCUCUCUAAUCAUUCUGGGCAGCAUAUGGCACUUUGCAGCCUUUCCCUACAUCUAGGCAGUUCGGAGGGCCGCAAAACUCCAGAACAAAAAUUAUCUUUCAAAUAAGCACUCUAAAGCCCCGCAGUAUCAACGAACGAUUUUCAAUUAACUAAUUUAUUCUUGUUUUCUUGUCACCAUAUUCCCACCAAUAGCAUAGCUCCAUUUUCUGCAUAUAAAUAUAUACACACACAACUCACAAUUCCUCCAGUUGCUCUGAUGAAAGGCUAUUGCACUUGAAAUGUCAGCUUUUAAACUCUAUACAGUGGCCAAUUUACAUUAUCAACUCAGUCAUAAAUACUAAAUUACCCUGUUAUACUCUCCCACUGAGCAGCACCACAGUUUCUUUAGAAACUUACCCCUUUACCUGAACAGCAGUCCAGCACUCAACAUGAGCAAGCAGAAAAAUAUUUCCUCUGUUUUAAUUAGUUUUUCAGAAUAUUGUCACUGUUCUUGUGUACGGGAUCCUGUUCUACCCAUUUUUGCCUGUCUGACAACUGACAAUAGACUGGUUGGGUCCUUGCUGGGUUUUUUUUUAUGUUACAAUCAGGUGAGCUAGCUAUUACUUUUUGUUUAUGAAUACCAAUUUAAUCAGACUGUGAGUUUGAUUUUUAAUAUGCAAAUACAGUUCUCAGAACUCUACAGUUGUCAAUACUUAAUUCAAAUAUUACUCUAAUGUGGAAUUUUACUCUUGGCUUUGAAAUAAGUGAUGUUUUUGUUAAUUUUGGAGCAUGUUUUGUACACAUGUACUAGUAAAUAGGGAACACAGUACAGCAUGGCUCACAAGUGAAACAAUAGACUAAUUUGGUUCUCUCAGCUUAAUUAACCCUAUCAGCCCAAAGGGUAGUCAACAUGUAAGUUCUCCUUCCAGUAAUAUUGCUGACUCAUUCAUUAAGAACAUGAGAAUAAAAAAAAAAAAGAUUCCCAACUCAAGAUGCUCUGAUUACAACAUGAAUUCUUCUUAUCAGUACCAGAGGAAAUUUAUAGUGAAGAGUCUAGAGAAUAUGUAUAUUGAUGUUAACCCUUUAACUCCCGUGAGUGACCAAGACAGAAUUUCUCCUCACAACAUCAAUACAAUAUCAAGCAGACAACUGAUGAACAUAACUGCACUUAUGCGGAAUCUGCAGCAUGAAUUAACAACUCCACGCCUUUACAAACACGAUCUUUAAUACGACUGACGUUGGUUGAAACUAAAGAAAAUAACAAACUAACUGACAAGGAAAGCAAACCAGCGUAUUCUAAUUAAUUUCUUAGAUUCUUCUUCAAACUGGGAAUAGAGUUUCAGUGUAUGAAGUACUUGAAGGUAAGGAUAUGAAGGAAUCAAGUGAAAUUGUACGUUUUUAAUACUCGGCUUUUUUUGUUUUUGUUUUGAUAUUUCUUAAAGUGAUAUUUAACAAAUCAAACACAAUUCUCCUUGGUCUGCAGUCUUAUUGGUCAUAGAAAUGAUGCCAACAAUAUUCAAAACUAAAGUGAAUCCACAAGUGGUGGUCAAGUGGUUUCACCACAAGUAGUAUUUCUUCUAGAGUAUAAAGGGGGUGGAGGGGGAGUUUGCAUAGAGUAUAAACAAGGGACUGUAGAAAAUUGAUUGCCAAUAGCAGCCAAUGAGUGUAUAUGUGUGUGUGUGUGGGGGGUGUGAUGGGAUGGGGGAGGGGGGUCAUAAGGAUAUUAAAGAGUCUCAUGGGGUGAUCAAUUCAAUUUAUUAUAUUAAAGAACCAAAAUCCUCCUAACCCACCCCCCCCCCCUCCAGGUGAUGAAUAAUGACCACCUCCCAUUUAGCUAUUUAUUCAUAUAUAUUCUUUUAUUCUAUUUUAUUUAUUUAUUUAUUUAUUCAUUUUUAAUUACUUUUUUUUUUUCACUAAGGGAGAGUACCAGAAGGAAUUAUUUUACCUGACAUAUUUGGGGUUAGUUCCAAUCACCCUUUGCCUUGCAUUCAUUUGGAUGAGGUUCGGUAUCCUGCUGUAUCGUGAAGUGAGAAAGAAGUGGUUCCCAUCUGAGAGAAGGGUAAGUCACUGGUGAGGAACACGGCACACAGCAGUUUAACAUCAGGCAUGCGCGAGGUGAUCAAUUCUGGCUAGCCGUGCGCCAAUUUCCGCCUUAAAGGAUAACAUAAGAAAACAACCGCUCUUUUCGCAAAAUAGGCGAAAUAAAAUUGUAACGCUCCUAGAUGUCUUUAAAAGGAAGCAAGGUACCUAACGAUAAUGUAUAUCGUUGAGUUGGAUCGAUAUAUCGCCAAGGCAAAACUUUUUGAAUGGUUCAAUACUAUUUCGCAAUUGUCUUAACAACAGCUUCUACCUCUCAGAGCCAUAUGACAAGUCCAAGUAAAAAACAACCAAACUUCCUGAAACGCGGGAAAACGCGGGUGACAAAGUUCUGAUUGGUUUUUAGCUUUGAAUCUGAUUGGUUAAGAGAGGGGUGCGAGUUUUUCUGGACCAAUCACAGAGCGAAGUAAAGCAUAAACGAAGCGAUAAUUGUUACUUUCGACAUUUAAAAAACAAGCGUUUGUAUGGCACGAUAUUUCGUCGAUGAGUCGCGAUUUUCGCGGUAAUCGUCUCACAGUUUUGUACGCUGGCUAUGAAAAGCUGUCCAAGGAUGGAGACUGGGGAGGAGUUACCGCUUGCUCCCCCUACCCUCAGAUAGGGGUAACUGUUGUUAGUGUUUGUUUGGAAGCUUUUACUGCUGACAAAAUAACAUUAACUUUUCUUCUUUUCUUUUCCAGGGUGGCGAGGAAAUCCGCGAUACACGUUUGGCCAGAGAAACGGAGAUCGCUCACAUGAGGGAACUCCUGUAUCCAGGAUCAAUUUCGUAAGCGGUUAAAAUUGAUAAUCUAUCAGGGUUGGAUAACAAACUCUGACAAUAUCCUACAUAUGAAUUUUAUUCAGAUAAACUGUUGUAAAAUGGGUUUUUCCCACAGUAAGAUUAUUCGCAUGAGAUCUCUAUCGCCUGACAGCUUAUGAGGGAAAAGCCUGAAUCGAAAAUCAAGCACAGACUUCUCAGGAAAAUAACAGUAUUCUCUCAGCAGAAAUCAACCGGGCAUUAAAAACUUAACCGCAAGACGUGGCCCUUUAUUUUAUAAUCUGUACAUAGGCUAUUCACGUUACGCACUGUAUAUCACUAAUUAGUAUUGAAUAUCAAUCUCGGAUUGAGCUUUUUAAAAUUGAAACUAUGAAAUGAGAGUUGACCAAAUAUGUCGCUGUUGACGAGUUGACUAAUAGUGUUGGCGAGCUGACAUGUCGGAGAAGUGACCGGGUACAGAAUGCAUCUAUCAUCGUUGUGAUAGAGAGUUAGUUUUUUUAAGGGAUUAGCCUGAUACCAUACGGUUGUAAACAAAGAGGAAAAAACACCAGCCUGUCUUGUUGCUAAGUUUUCAACUAGUUGUUGGUUUAUUCUAAACCAAUAAGAUUUCUCGCCUGUGAUUUUCUCUGCGUUGAUAGAUUCAGACAUCGCACUCAUAACUGCUACGCGUUGUGUAAUAACUAAGAUGGUGACCGGUCAAGUCGCCCAAAAGUCAUCUCGCCCGGAGUCGUGUCACCCGGAACCAGAGUCAUGUUGCCUGAAAUUCAUAGUCAUGUCGCCCGAAAUUUUAUCGAGUGUUUAAUCUUGAAGAAAAGUAACAAUGGCAAGGAAUAAACUCGUCAAAUGCUGACUCGUAAAAUGUUUUCGUCCGCUAACCUGUGCAAAUAUGAAGUUAAAUAAAGGCUCAAAUAUCGCUGUUCUUUUCAGCGUUAAUCGUUGAUAUGAACUAAACUGCUCAUUCAACAGUGCAGAUUGAAGAAAAGUAACAAUCGCCUAAAGUCAUGUCGCCCGGAACAAGAGUCAUGUUGCCCGAAAUUCAUAGUCAUGUCGCCCGAAAUCCUGAGUCAUGUCGCCCUAAAUUUUAUCCAGUGUUUAAUCUUGAAGAAGAGUAACAAUGGUAAGGAAUAAACUCAUAAAAUGUUUUCGUCCGCUAACCUAUGGGAAUAUGAAGUAAAACAAAGACUCAAAUAUCGCUGUUCAUUUCAGCGUUGUUCGUUGCUACGAACUAAACUGCUCAUUCUACGGUACAAAUUCUAUAAGCGGAACUUUCAGUUAUCAGAAUUUUCCACACAUAUCAGAAAAAUACAUCAUUUCUCUUAGUUUUAUUUAUCGUAUAAAAACAACCUGGAACUUUUUUACAGCGGUUUUUUUGUUUAUUGCUAACCACACGAACAAAGCUUGUUAGCAUCAUUUCCCUUAGGAUCAGACGCGGCAUAAAUUAUCGCGACUUGUUCAGUUGUUCCUUGUUUCCUCGGCCGGUCGCAUGUAAAUUUUGUUCCGGCUAACUAUAUAUAAAGAGGUUAAAUUAAUAACAGCCACCUUAUUCCGAGAUAAUCAGCAAGCUGAAACACGAGAUCGUUACCCGUAGGCAAAAAAUUAUAUAGUGAGCCUUCAUCCUUGUAUCGAGUGCGGAAAUGAAGUUCGACCACGCCAGCAAGCCCUUCAGUGCGACAUUGCGGCUUUUGGCAGCAUCGUAUCUGCGGGACUGGUAUCAACCAAGCCACCUACCGUUUGGCAACAAUCAGAGGAAGAAUAGAUUGGUUGUGCGUUGCAUGUUCUCUUGCGGCAUCGAACCCAAGUGACCAGGUCCCCGCUGCUGAGAGCACAAGAACCGACUUCGCCCAAGGUACGGAAAUUUUAAGACCACUGUUUGUCCCUGAAAUAAUUUUAUUCUUAACCAAGAACUUAACCUUUCUAGCCCAAGUUUUAUCUUGAACGUUUUUAUCCUUAAAUGAGUUUACGAUAAAAAUGCGGUUUUAUUUUUGCUUUGCAGAUCUUUCUCCAGAGUAUCCGCCUUUCUACCUACUGAUUCAGCUGCUCCACCGAGAGUCCUCUGCGUGCACCGUCCAAGUUCGACUCGUCAACGCCAGAAAACUUUAGCUCGCGUUUAGGAAAAUAAUGAUAUAAUUAUUAUUAUUAUUAUUAUUAUUAUUAUUAUUCUAGUUUAAAAGGAAUAGUUUAUUUUAUCACGAUAAAAAAAAUCAGAUAUUUAAUGUUUUUUUUUUUUUUUUAGUUUUUUUUUUUUUAUGACGAACUUACCUUAAGUUGGCAUUUGAAUUUGUUUUCAAGGGGUGGGUGUCACUUGGUCAACCCACACGUCCUCGCGUGUAAUUAGGUUUAAAUGCAAGCAAUAAAUAUGUUUGUAUUAAUGCGUGUCUGAAUUUACCGCAACAUCACAAUCUGCUUUGUUCUAAGUUAUACUACCAAUAGACCCCAAUUUUUAUUGGUUUACCAGCGUGAAAACCCACUUGGGAUGUUAAAAGAACGCAGGAGAAAUUUGUUAAUAAGGAGCCUGGGGCGAGUGAUUUACAAACUUUUGUCGUGUUCUCCCAACAACUCAAGUAGGUUACUAUGCCGGUACACCGAUAGAAAGUUCGGUCUGUUGCUCAAAUAAAAAUCUUGCACUCUUAUUGUUAAUUAGUGAAGGAUUAGCAAAGCCAAUCAGACUGCAGAACUUUUGACUAAACGCUUUUAGAUUUAUACUUGAAUCUUUCAAUUCGCUCAUUAUUCCUUAUGAUUGGUCUGGAAAGCGCUCCAAUCAGUCUUGAUUCCUUUGGCCUACGUGUAAGGUUGUCAUGUUCGGUUGAAAAGAACGUGUACGUAAAGAAAAGAGCUGCCAUUGAUCACCAACGAUAACAUAAACGUGGGAUUGAUGCCUACAUGAGUUAUGAAUAUAUAAAGUGACAUAUUUCUUUCGUUUUUGCCGAAGCUUAUUCAGAUGAUAAUGAUUUUCUAAUUACUCGGGAUCGGUGGUAUAAUUUCUUUUUGUGUUGCUUCAAACAGGGGAAAUAUGGUUGGAUUAAACUGGUUUUCAACGCUGCUUCGUUGUUUCUACAAACCAAGGAAAGGUAAAAAUGUUUUGUUCGCGCCAUGUCUGAGCCACGAACAGGAACCAUUUGAAUAAGGAGAUGAUUUAAAUGACACCCAGUCGUUUGUUGUUAAAAUUUGUUUUUUAACUUCAUCUGAAUUUCAUUUUUAGAUUUCAAAUUUUCGACGCAAUUCAUUUCAACAACUUUGGUUAGCGCUUUAAUGAUCCUUCAGGUGAGUUGGAUAAUUUGUAUCGAUUUAACUAUUGUAUAUUUGCUUUCGCUUUUGGUAAUACUGUGAUGGCAGAAUGAUUGAUUGACUGACUGACUGUGCGACUUGCUUACGGAGUGAAUUACACUAUCUCCAUGGUCAUCGUCACCGUGGUCAUAGUUUACCACGCUCAUUACUGUUUUUGUGUUGGAUUUCUUUUCUCAUACAUAUCUACGUACAUAAAUGCAUUUUAUUUCUUACCGUCGAGACAGAUUAUAAGUUUCCAGCCCACAGGUAGCUCGAGUGCUAUUCUCUCCAAUUCUGGGAAAAGAGUGCCAGCGGUCGAGUUGAAAAUCAAGAGCUUUGUUUAUAAAAUUUCUUAGGGGCAGAAGAUCGGGUGUGAUAAGAACGGAUCUCAUAAAUAUCGUGGAAGAGUUUUUGAAUGCUACAAAGUGCAAAUCUAUGUCUGAAGUCAAACAUCAAAUUAGCUGUAGGUUCACAGCAGGAGAAUUUUAAUGGUAAAACAACAGCAUUAGUAUAUAGAGGAAUUACAUGCCGGUACUUUCUUCUAAAGUGUUACGCUCUACUCAGGUUUUCAUGGCAGUUCUUUCCCUAAUGGACGUGAUGAGAAGGGUAUAUAUUGAAAAAUACAAAACUCAUGGGGACACCAGCUCGGCUAAUUUUGUAGACGUCCUCUUUGGUAAGUUUUUGUGUCUGUAAUCAAGAAAAUAGCUUGUUCCAGGUGUUCAGUUAGAAAACCAUGUGUGGAAGUAAAAUUCCAAGCAUGAUGCUAUCGACGGAGCGAAUGACAGAACGUUUGGGUCGAGUCGAAAAAAACUGAACAAGGGAUUGGUAGUAGGGAACACGACCUGGCUCAAACCUCCUGGCUGAUUGCUACUCGACCCAAAUCUCCCUCGAGUUUUCUACCCAAAUCUCCUGUGGCGUUGCAGUUGUGCCUUCCGUUGUAGCUAUGUCCUCACACCUAAUAACCAACAGAGCGUGGUUUUUUUUUUCCAAUCAAAUUGCGUUGUGAUCGUGUUUUCUGCGAGUCACUUCCCAACUAGGGGAGAGAAGCGAUGCAAAAGUGUGACAAGAUCGUAAAGAUUUCCUUGCUCGAAGUUUGACAAUUUCAAAAGGUGUAAAUUCUUUAAAAUUGAUCCUUAAAGUGGAAUAAAUCCUAUGGACUUACCGUAGCCAUCUUUACACCGAUUUUCCAUUUGAUCAGUGGAUUCUAGAAUAACGGGGUAAAUUCUGGGAAAUUCAUCCUUUAAGAGGACUACAUCCUACUGACUUGCCUACAUCACGAUCUUUACCCCGAUUUUCGAUUUGAUCCUUGUGUGAAUUUGUCAUAAACGGGGUAAAUUAUGACAAAUCCACCCACAAGUGCGAUACACCCUUCAAUGAUUUAGAAACUGUACUAAAAAAAAGAUGUGUUUAGGUGAUGGGAUCGGGAAAACGAGCAUGGCUCAGGGGAUAGUGUAUAUUCGUGAACGGCUACCAUACUGGCUUUCAUGUGAUGUACGUGCUCACAAGUUUCAGAGGAAUUUGGUUUUCAAAGAUCAUUGUCUUUUAGAUCUCUGAGCUUGAAGCGCGCUGCGGAAUAACUACAAAGCGCUCUCGAUCUGUGACAGUAUAAAAUAUGCAGCUAGCUGUAACAGCUGAAAUCAGCGGAACCGCAAUAAAAUCACAAUAUACUAAUUCAACUUUUUUUAAUAGAGGGCUCAGUGCGAUACAGCAAAAACCCACAGUAUUCCAAAUUAAUAACUGAAGGUCAAACUUCUGUGUUUGAAGGAAGACUUCGUGACGCAGACAAAUAAUCCCAACUUUGACCUCUCAGUCGAUCUCACCUCCGACAGAUCAGGGUGAAGCGUCAAAAAAGAUAUAAUUUUGCGUCGACGAAUCAUAAUCUAUGAUCUUCAACGGUUAAAAAAAAAAUAAAUUAACUAUGAUAUGACACCACAUUGAGCUUUUGUCUUAGCUUGUGGGUAAAAUGUUGUCAUCACAGGAGUCGCAAGUCGAGCAAUGAAGACUGUAAAUAAAGCAAGACUGCAAAUUAAGCGUGAGCAAUAACGUAUCCCUUGGUCGAAAAUCGCUUUGUUAUUUACGGAUGUUGUUUGUGGAUGACAAGUUUUCCUGAAAUCAGCAGGAGGUUGUUCAUCCGUUGUUACUGGAAAACACUGGUCAAAUUUUCCGCUUAUCCCGACCCAUCCCGACCCCCUUGAAUGUGUACUUUUGCUUAAAGAUAAAACUACAACGGAGUCUCUUAACCAGUCCCAAGCUGCGUGUUGCUCGAUAGAUCACAAAAUAUGAUUGGCCACUGUAUCACAUUACGUCAGAGGACAUAUCUACAAUAAGGGGGCAUAACUAUUACAAACGACAGAUGAGUAAAUAGACUUGGUUGGAUGGUAAAUUUUUAUGGUGAUUUUUUUUUUCUUUUUUUCAAUUUUCUUUGCAGGCGGGAUAGAAGCAGGACUUGUCUUGUCUGCGGUCAUUUCUCUUUUGAUGUUGCUUCACUUCAUGAAAUGCCAUCGGUGAGUUUUCACCUUAAUUUGGAAACGCUGAAGCUUUUCCUGAGUCAGUCAUCGUGUUCUCAAUUUUUUAUUGAGGAAGACUUUUCGCUUUUACAGCUUCCUCCACAUGUAGGUCGAUACAAAUUAAGUGUCAGGGGAAAGGUGAUGAAAUUUUAUAUAUAUAUAUUUUUUUUUUUUUUUUCAAUUUAAUAUCCUUACACGCAUUUCUGCUUGAUGGUCCUUUUCGUUUUUUCUUCGUUAUUGUUUUUUAUUAUUUUUUUACUCUUUUUUAUACUGUUCAAAAAAUAAAGUAUUCCGUGGCAAUUAUGCUCCCUUGCAAAAUAGAGUUGUUGUUGUAAACGAUUUCGAAUCCAAGGCGCUCACGUCCAACGUUUAAAUCUUUUUUUUCAGAGAACACGUGCUUCAGUUGUAUCAAGGGCAAGCAAUAUAUUCAAAGGACCUGCUCUUGACACCUGCAGCUUCAGUGGUACGUACUGUGGUUAAGUGACGGAUGAUAGGAAGUUUAAGAAACGACGACAGCGGUUGGUUAAAAAAUGAACUUAUAUUUGACCUACGAAUCUCGCGAUACUCUAAAGUCAUGUACUUUCUUCCUCGCUUUCAAAAUAUCUCAAAACUGAAUAUGGAACACAGCGUUAAAUUAGAAAUGGAAGUUUUAAAAGAAAUAGCUGUUGCCGUUCACGCUCAACAGACAACGCAAAGUUGGGUCAUUUCACGUUGUUGUUUUGCAGAUUUACACAAAGAAAUUUACAAAGAUUUUUUUUACCCUCGUGCACAGCCGUUGUUCUGCUUAUCUAACGUUUUGUUUCGUUUCGUUCCCGUUCCCGCUUUGAUUUUCUUAAACUGCUUGACUAGUCGUUGUAGUCAGGAUGGAUCCUGGAACAACAAAUCCAUUUUCUAGUCUUCUUGUUGCUUUUCAAAUAAACAUCAAACCCUGUUCCUUACAUUUUGCUGUUUCUCGAAGAAGAAAAAAAGAAAAAAGAAGAAAAUGAGCCCUGUCCCUAACAAGCGCCCUGUUUCGAUUAAGCACCCUUCCUUGAAGUAUCAAACGUAGGUGAGCGCCCGGGCGCUAAAUCGAAUCAUUGCUGUAUGACAAUAAUGAUGAUAAUAGCACUAAUAUUUAAGAUACUACUACUAAUAAUAAUGACAAUGAUAAUAAUGAUGAUGAUGAUGAUGAUGACGACAAUAGUUGUGUUGGGGAAAAUGAUAACCAUAAAGAUGAUAAGGAUAACACAAGAAAAUGACAGAAAUAUAAUGAUGAUGAACGGAAGAUUUUCAAGAACUCUAGACCCGGAAAUAUGUGUUACUCCUUGGUUGGACCGUAAGACUUCUGUUAUAAAAUUUGGGAGUGAAGAUUUUGUUGUUGCCUUUUUUUUUCUUUUUAUCCCUGCUAGGGAAAGAGUCUCCGAUAUUCUGGAUAUCAGAUAGCGUACACAUUGCUUGGUAUAAGAAAAUGAAUUUGAUGUCACACAGUAUCUUAAAUGCUAAUCUUCUGUUUGUCCCUUUCUUUGUUUGAAUGAUCGACAUCAGUAUCUGAGCAAUUGCCACCUACCCCUCCCCUAAGCCAACAUCAGUCAACUGAUAAUAAGUUAGGGUUAAUGUUGGGUUAGUGGAGGGGUAGGAGCGCAAUUUCUUAGAUACUGACACUGGCCUUGUUUGAACAUGAUACAAAUGUACUAAAGAAAUACGCAAUAAUAGGGAUUUGAAAUUCUGAGGAUAAAGUUUGCGUGGUCCUUUAAGCGGGCUAUUUAACGUUUUUUUUCCUCGGUGACUUUCAUUCUCUAGCAGAGUUGUCGCGUUUGAAUGAAUGUUUACCGUUGAUUCAUGAAACGACACCUUUAUGUUGUCGCCAAAACUUAAAUUUGAAGAGAUUCAGAUUGUUUAUGAUUAAACCAUAGUUGAGAAGCAACGCGGUCUUUAAAGGGAAGUAAUAGUAUUUCAUGAACCUGCAAAUUUUAAUUUAUUGUUUAUACUAGCAGGUGGGCUCGUAAUUUGGCAAUGCUCUUGGUACAAAUGUGAUCUCACCAUGAAGCUCUUUGAUGUUUUAUCUUCGUUUCUUUUGUAGGUUUUGGCACUCUGACAAUUUUUCUGUCAACUGUGGUUGCUGCUCUGGCAAUCGUUUUCAAAUCGAAAGAACUGCUCGCCCCAGAAUUAUGGAAACAUUUGAAAGAAACUGGAAUUGCUUUUUUGUAAGUUUUACCGAUGUAUAUGUUGUAUCAAUUUGAAUCUUAAGAAUGAGAGUCAUAUGAUUGUAUCACAUUGUUGUCUUCUGGUUAUUGUGAUCGUUGUGGGCGUACUGCGUAAAAGGCGGGAAAAUACGAAUGAUCAAAUCACGAUUUGUUCAAGUUUUGAAUCUGAUUGGUUGAGAAGGUGGCGCGAGCUUUCUGGACCAAUCACACGGGGAAGUUAAACAAAAUCACAGCAAUCCUCGAUUACCUUCGACACUCAAUUGAAAAAUACUCUACUACAUGAAGAAUGCAACUCUAAAGAUUGUUUAAGCAUCAAAACAAGAUACAGUAACAUAUUUGCAGGAUCAGGAUUUCGUGGCUAAGCUGGUUUUAUAAUUAUAAUCAUAAUUUCAUAAUUAUAGUGAGACUUGAAGGCUUUUCGAAAGACGUAAUCUAGUACUCAUGGGAUGUUGUUUUUACAGACCCACUUUGGCCUUGGCUAUUUUUCUGAUGUUGUUCCAGUUGUUUCUGACACAUUUCGUCUUCCGGUACUCGAAUUAUCCAAACAUCACUGUCACAAUUGAUAAUAGGUAUUGUUGUAUAUCAUUCUGAGCUGAAUCUCUUGUUGUGUGAUACGCACGCCCUGAACAACUGAUCUACUUAUUACAAACACGUGCAGGCAUCUAUGACUAGUACUAGGCCUGACAGAGUGCAGUCCGAUUCGGUCCGUAAUUCAUCAAGUGAUUGACAAAAUUAUAACAGUACUCAUAUAUCGCGUAUAGUCACAUAAGCAUGCUACGUUAAAUGGCCAGUUACAAGCAUAACGUGAACUGUACACUGUCCCUUUAGUGCACUAAUCAAAACUAUAGCAAAAUUCGCGAACGUGAUUAAUUAUCACCAGCCCGAUUUGAGAACUAAUAGGACGGUGUACGCAUCAUGUGUGUAAUUGGACAGUGUAAGAGGAUAGUUAAAGAGACAGUUAACACGUCAUGCCAGGGUAAGUGGACAGAACGCGUCGUGUGCUGUUGUCUCGCAUUUUGCCGAGUUAACGGUUGCUUUUUUUUCUUUUUCUCUUUUUAAUGAAAACGUACAACCACAACCGAUCUCUAGUUUCUUUCUCAAAUUUUGUUACGACUACUGACCGAAUUGGACUCCGCUCGGUCCUAUUUGGCUGCUGAAGACCGAUGGCGUAGCAAAUUUUAUCAUUGUGUUGAUUGGAUAUGUCAUAUGCUACUGUAUGUUUUGUGGUCAACUCACGCCUUGCCGAGAAAACAUUCAAUACAAAGCGGCGGUAGAUUAAUUGAACGUCGACACAACAACUCAUCGACAGAAACGUCUCUGAUGAGAAGAUUUUUGCCAUAUAUCUUUGUUAUCAUUGUAUGUGUGUUUAUUGUUGUUGUUGAUGUUGUUGUAGUGGUAGUGGGUGUUGUUGUUUUCGUUGCUGUGAUGGUUGUUGUUGUUGUUGUUGUUGCUGUAGUUGUUGUUGCUGUAGUUGUGGUCGUUGGUUUGUUGUGUGUUGCAUCCAGGUUAAUUAGUAAUUCUCCUAGAUUCACAUCUUGCUUAUGGGUCACGAAGCUUAAAAUACUCGAUCAGCCCGUAUCGUGUACACUUUAUUUUUGGUCUCUUUCUCUCUCUUUCAGGCGGCUAUUCUCCAUCAUGUCAUACUUUUUCUUCUUCUACAACAUAAUUCUUGGACUUUUCUCUGGUUUUAUGCGAAUUCUAAAGGGCAUGCUUUUAGGAGUGAUUUUCAUCUCUCGUAUCGAUCGUACAUCACUGAUGCAGGGUUUCCAGGCUUGGGACAAAGGUAAGGAGCACGCACCCAGUACAAGCAAUUUAUAAGUGGCAGAGGCAAUGUGAAGUGAGAUAUACAACAUACAGACCUAUGAUGCUGCCAUGUUGUCACUAUUUCCUAAAACAACUUUUAACCAAUGAAUUAAUGUUUGUAAGACUUCUGGGACGAAAGGAAGGUCGAACAGAAAUUCCUCAGUGAUAAGAUCCAAGAAAUUGCCUAGAACGCAGCAAACGGUAGUGGUUUAGUAGCGAUUUGUAAUAGCUUUACGUCUGAUUGUUCGAGAGAGUUGCACGAGAUUUAUAGAGUUGUCAUUGUGCUAACGAAAGCAUAACCUAUGGGAUCCUGGACAACCUCUGACUCUCAAUUAAAAUUUUCUUCAUUUUCUUUUCAGCUUUUGUCGCAUACCUUGGUUUUGUGACUGUGCUGGUUGCCCACAGCCAUCCCGUGAUGCUGGUGUUCUGUCAGUUGCUUAUUGACAGAAAAAAAGAUCACCAGCCCCCGCAAGACCGUAAGUAAAUAGUCUCUAGAAUCAUGACUCGGCUGGGAUGAUUCUGAUUGGCUCGAUUGAUAAACGGACAGAUGAGCGUGCGCACGAAUGGACUGACAAACGAAUGGGCAACUGUGGCUUAGAGACAAUUGGCAUGUUUGUUUCCUUUAUAAGAUCAAAACACAGCGCUGUUUAUGCACUGGCAACGGACACUCAGCAACCAAUCAGAACAUUAGAAAUGAUCUUUUCACAGAGGGCAAGAAGCACAUAAUAUUCUUUUGUUAAGCGUCGUUAUUAAUGUCAAAAACGUGGAAAAUUUGGCAGAAAAUGUACCCCAUUCCCCGAGUCAGAUAAGAAGAUAAGAUAAUUUGAUAAGAAAUGUGUAAUAUUGAGAAGAAACUUACGAUGCGAGCUAUGUUCGGUUGGUUACUAUUCAUUUCAUAUCCAUUCUGUGGUCACGCGGGAAUAUUGAAAGUUAGCCUUUCUUCUUUGCCACUUUGCACAGUUUUUUGAGGAACUAAAACGUAUCUCGCUGACUGUUACUUUUCAAGCCGACCUUUAAAAAAACGAUUGUAUUCUGGGUGAUACAGAACAGUUUAAGGCUUUUCAUGAGGAGAAAAAGAAACAUCCCUACGUGUGUAAUCUUUUUUUCAACUUGAGUCUGAAGUGCUUAAGUACUCCGUUCUUAACGUUAAAAUUAGUUUUCAAGUACCGUGUUUUAAGGCAUCUAUUUUGUCGCCGGAUCUCUGACAAAGCCUGUAUAUUGUAGGUUUGGCAUUGAGGCAGGACGCUCUGAAGCUUUGUAAUAUUUGUUUUAAAUGACAUUUCGUUGCCAUUCCAAAACAAUAGUAAAGGAAGCAAAAGACAUUUUGUCUCCUUUCUUACUCAAAGUACGAAAGAAAUUUCUCUCUUUUGCCCUAUUUUCUCUAUUGCUAUGAUUCCUUUGUUGUCAUGAACUAAUUUUUUGAAGGGUAAUUAACUUGAAAUACUCGACGAAGUCCCUCCAGAUCUGUUCCAAACCUCUCAAACGUAGCUUAUAUUGCCAUUCCUCUCUCUUUGUCUUUCAGGCUUUAUGCGGGAGCCCCGUCGGCCGCGCAUGUCUCAAAAGGCUGUCAACCGCUGGUUCCUGGCCGUGACUCUCCUACGCAACCCAUCUUUUAUCAAGUACCGCCGCCAAGGCCGCCAUUUUACGGCAUCUGUUGUGACUUUUGGAAGCGUCAACUUUGACGUUCCAGUGUAAAACUUUGAGACAAACUCAGAAGGAAGACCACCGUUCUUUCUUUAUGGUUCACUUUUCCGGAGAUCUGCUGUAGCUUGGGGUAAAAGUUUCGUUUUUUACCACAGUAUAAUACAGUCUGUAUCUUGGUGUUGUUAUUGUUGUUGUAGUUGUUUUUUUUUUGUAUUUUAAAUUUUUUGAGUCAACAUGUUACUCCUCUAAUGAAAGCUACUCUAACUUCUGGGCUAAACUUUAUUAAACACGUAGAUUGUGGUAGAGAAGUGAGCAAAGAAGCACACAAAGUACUUAUUGAAAAACAAUUUAAAAUUGUGGAUUUUUAUUGCUGGCUUCGGAAAUGGGAAUUACAUUAUCUGGCAAACAUGGAGAGGCAAAUGGUAACAU